AAUCAGCCCUUAAAUCCCAAAGCCGGACAGACAUAAAAAGCAACAUUUAACCCCCCGAUUCGAGUCAUUUCGAUCACGAGAGCGGGCAGCCUUAAAUGAAAAGACCACUUUGAUUUCAGAAAUAAAUUCCAAAGGCUGGCUUUUCAUCUGGUUUCCCUGGCCCAAAUCUUUACCCCUAAUUCCUAAAAAUAUCAGAUUGAUUUACCCCAAAAAUUGGGGGCAUGGGGUCCAGAUAGCCUAUCUUUUUACAAACCAGAACAGGUUCCUGGACCGCCCAUCCAUUGUCAAGUUCUGCCAAAAUGGCGGCCGCUUUGCAGCUGGCGUGCUUCUUCGUGGCUCUGCUUUCCACCGUCUUCCUGGGGGCAGCGACCUGGUCCGACUGCUGGAUCGUGAAUGCCGAUGAUAGCUUGGAGGUGAGCCACAAAUGCCAAGGACUCUGGCGGAAAUGCGUCACGAACCUGCAGGACGGCAUUAAGACCUGCGAUCAGUUUGAUUCCAUUUUAGCAGAACACCCCAUGAAAAUUGUGGUGACGAGAGCUUUGUUGAUCACUGCUGACCUGCUUUCGGGCUGCGCUUUGGUGCUCCUGGUGGGAGGUCUGGACUGCAUCAAAAUCUUCCAGGGGGAGCCACAGAUAAAACAGAAGAUGCAUUCGGUGGCUGGAUUGGCACUCGGGACCGGAGGUGCGCUGGGGCUGGUGGGCUCCCUCUGCUACGCCGUCAACGCCUACCUGGAGAGGGUUGCCCACGUGCCUCACAACGUCUUUCUGGAUGUCCACCAGGACUUUGGGUGGUCUUGCUGGCUGGGAUUGAUUGGCUCAGUGGGAAAUUUGGUGGCCUGCCUUAUCCUGUCGUGCUGCCUUCAUUGUUCCUAUACAGGAGCUGACCUGGGCAGGAAGACUGGAGGCGCCCCCCCAACUUUGCAGAGAUCAACUUCCAAAAUGUACGCCGUCGCUUCCCGGGUCUGAUGUACGAGUCGGCGUUCGGAGAUCCCGUCUCUCGCAUCCCAGCUUUUAGGGAGGGCAACGGGAGAUGCUUUAAAAGAGAAAAUUGUUCCAGUCUCUCUGUCUAUUCUAAGGUUGGGGGGGGGAGGAACCCGCAGCAGUUUGCCUAUAUUGAACCCUGCAGGGUAGUUCUCAAUUUACGACUGCAAUGGAGCCCAAUAUUUCUGUUGCUAAGCGAAACACAUCUCUGUAUUGGACCCGGUCUGCUGUGAAGGAUGGAAGCACCAAGCACUGAUAGCUAAAGGAGAAAUCUGUCUUAGGUUUCUGGAAUGUCAGCGGACUGAAAGAAAAAUAAAAAUGAAUUGGAAAUCUGUUGCUUAGUUUCCUAAGGAGAUUUUACUGGUUGGAAACCGGAAGAGGGGAAAGUGCAAAGGAUGAAAA
Molecule: messenger RNA, 1382 nt
Organism: Crotalus tigris (Tiger rattlesnake)
Lineage: Eukaryota; Metazoa; Chordata; Lepidosauria; Squamata; Viperidae
Product: claudin-16-like
Exons: 6
Coding region: 300-965 (221 amino acids)
Biological process (GO): cell adhesion; bicellular tight junction assembly
Cellular component (GO): bicellular tight junction; plasma membrane
Molecular function (GO): structural molecule activity
Source: RefSeq, a predicted model, not a curated record